This is a messenger RNA of Balaenoptera acutorostrata (minke whale), 1761 nucleotides long. Its product is annotated as gonadotropin-releasing hormone II receptor-like. Lineage: Eukaryota; Metazoa; Chordata; Mammalia; Artiodactyla; Balaenopteridae. The record is from RefSeq and is a predicted model, not a curated record. The transcript has 4 exons. The coding region runs from base 85 to 573 and encodes 162 amino acids.
ACACACACACACACACACACACACACACGCACGCACGCACGCACGCUCCGACCGAAUCCAGGGCUCUAAGGGCUAAAGAAAUCUAUGGAAGUGAAGCCAGCACCAGAACCCUGUUCCCUGCAGGACCCUGACAGUUGGACAGGUCACCAUGCCUGCAGGCAACGGCACCCCUUGGGGGUCAGCAGCGGGGGAGGAGAUCUGGGCGGGAUCAGGAGUAGAGGUGGAGGGCGCAGAGCUGCUCACCUUCUCAGCUGCCGGCAAGGUCCGAGUGGGAGUGACUGUUGCGCUGUUUGUUUCUUCGGCUGGAGGGAACCUGGCCGUGCUGUGGUCAGUGACACGGCCGCAACCCAGCCAGCGCCGCCCCUCUCCGCUUUCCUGCCUGUGGUCAUUGGGCUCGACCGCCAGGCAGCCGUACUCCACCCGCUUGGACCCCGCUCAACUGGAAGGAAACUUCUGGGGGCAGCCUGGGGACUCCUUUUCCGGCUUGCCUGGAAGAAUCACAGACACAUCAGGAAAAUAAUUUCAACUAAAAAUGUUGGUGAGGAAAAAAAAAAAAUGUUGGUGAGCUGGUAGAGAUAUCCUUUUAUAAAAUGCAAUGUUAGAACAGUACUUGAGAAGACAGGAUUCUUUAAGUCCCAGAUUUAACAAACACAGCCUAAGAGGAAGACAGGGAUUUUCAAGAUACAUUCCUAACCUUUUAAAUAUGGCACCAUGGAUGUACCAUUACUCAGCACUGCAGGAAAUUAAGAAUGAAUUGGGAUUACGCACUGUAUUAGCUCCCAAGUUUUCUCAACAAUCUCAUUAAAAAAAAGAAAAAAAGAGAAUGAAUUGGGAAGAGAUAGUGUUGAACUGGUGGGUAGGUUGGCAUGGGAGGGGAAAGGUAGACCAGUUCUAGUAGUCCUUGACUCCACUCCAGCUGUUCCUGUUCCAUACCGUCCGCUGAGCUGGUCCAGUCCUCUUCACUCAGUGUGUCACCAAAGGCAGCUUCAAGGCUUGAUGGCAAGAGACCACCUCUUCACCUUCUGCCGCCUUUCUGCUGCCACUGACUGCCAUGACCGUCUGCUAUAGCCGCAUUGGUCUCAGUGUGUCCAGUCCCCGGACAAGGAAGGGGAACCAUGGUGAGACCCCAACCCCCAGGCCCUAACCCGUACCCUAAAACUAUUGCCUCUAGCCUUAUAAAUUUGAUAGCUAUCUAUCAAACCAAAAGUGAGUUGCUAACCAUAUCUCUAGCAGCUGAUGCUACACAUAACUUUAUUGAAUGCCUUCAAUUCUAACCAGCCACUAGCCGUCAUUCUCUGAAGUAGAGUUAGCUGGGCAAGAAUCAAGAAGGGUGAUCAGUAUUCCUUUGCUCUUGGACACCAACAAGACUUCAAAGAGACUUUGUAGCUUCAUGUAACACAGCACCUCAAUUGAAACCUUUUUUGCAGCACGUCUGUCAUAAUCUCUGGUGGGAGGGGAGCAUAUAGUCCCAGGUUGGGAAGGGGAAGAGGGCUUGUACCAUUCUCUUCCUUAUAAGGGGAGAGCUCCAUCUCACUGUUUCUGCCCAUCCAUCAACUCAGAAGCUGAGUGGUUCUGAAUUUGAGUGUAUUUUCUAAGAUCCCAGCCCCUGCCAGUGAAUUUGCCCUCCGCCGCAAGUUCCCCCGCCGCAUGGGGGAACAAUCGCCCCCAUGUUCAUCUUCAGGGUCUGCGACCUGCCCUGCUUGUCUUGCUGACCUUCGUCCUCUGCUGGACACCUUAUAACCUGCUGGGUCUUUGGUACUG